AUGGAGGUAGUACAAAGACAGUUAGGAAUGAAUGGGUGUUUCAGUGUGGGUCGUAUUGGAAUCUCUAGAGGGGUGGAGCAUAUAGGAUUCAGGUUUACAUGGUUUUAUGGUCAUCCUGAAACGCAUCUUCGAAAACAUUCUUGGGAGCUAUUGUGCAGGUUGGAUGGAAAUGGCAGUGGACUGUGGGUAGUUGGUGGAGAUUUUAAUGAGAUCCUCUGA
This is a messenger RNA of Prunus armeniaca (apricot), 219 nucleotides long. Lineage: Eukaryota; Viridiplantae; Streptophyta; Magnoliopsida; Rosales; Rosaceae. The record is from the annotation of a GenBank genome assembly.